CCAAACCGAACAUCAAAUAAGUUACCGGUAAAUGCAAUCACUGACGAAUCUGCAUGCAACAAAAUUUAUAGAGUUUACAGAGUAUAUCGACAGCGUUGGGUCAUUCUGGCAGUAGUUGCACUAUUGAAUAAUUCAAACACGAUGUCCUGGAUUUCUUUUGCACCCGUUUCCAAUUAUGUUGAUGCUUUCUAUGGAAGUAAAGCAGCUAAUUGGUUUUCCUUAGUUUACAUAAUCUGCACUAUACCAGUAGGCAUGUUUGCAAUCUGGAUGGGUAGUUCAUUUGGACUUCGGUUGGCUAUUCUUAUCGCUGCUUGGACUAAUGGUAUUGGUGGUACUGUUCGUUUUAUUAGUUCAUUUCUACCGUUGCAUUUGCGUUUUCCGAUUGGGAUUUUUGGACAAGCAGUGGCUGCUUGUGCAUAUCCAUUUAUUAUGUUUCUUCCUUCAAAAGUUGCUGCGUCCUGGUUUGGAGAAAAUGAGAGGGCGUUAGCGACAACUAUUGGAGUCAUGGCAAAUCCUUUAGGAGUACUGAUGGCAAAUAUUCUUUCUCCACAAAUAGUACAAUCACUCGCAGAUGUAAGAGUUAUCCCUGAAAAGGGAGAGAGUAAUUUUCAGGUAUUAAUAAUAAAUGCUGUAACAUUUGUACCUUCCAUUCUGAUUUGUUUGGUGGCAACAUUUUGCGUGAUUCGUUCAGAACCUCGAACACCUCCAUCACGUAGUGCUGCUCAGUUACAUGUACCAUUUCUUCUUGGAAUGAAACAGUGUUUUACUAACAAGGCGUAUUUACUGCUCUUGAUAGUUAUGGGUGGUGGAAUUGGCAUGUUUAAUUGUUUAUAUACAGUAAUACAGCAACUUUUUUGUGCAACGGGACAUUCGAACUCAUUUUCUGGUUUGUGUGCUGCAUUAAUGAUAAUUGGUGGGGUUUUCGGAGCUACUGGUUCAGGAAUGUUUGUUGAUCGAACCAAACUUUAUGAAGAAACGAUGAAAGUGUGCAUGUCACUAGCUGUCUUUUUUGGCAUUGUAUUUUUGCAAUUAACUUUACACCCUGGUUUAACUAUUUAUCUUGCUGUUACUGCUUUCUUAUUUGGCGUUUUGGGACUCGCAACAUAUCCAGUUGGUCUAGAAUUGGCUUCCGAAUGUACCUUUCCGGUAUCUGAAAUAACGUCAACAGGCCUUGUAGUGCUAAGUGGGCAGGUGCAUUCAAUAGCUUAUGUAGCUAUAAUGAGUUUAUUUUCCCGACCGCUGCAAUCGUCUUACAAACACAUUCAAGUCUGUACAAUCGGAAGUGAUGCCGAUUCUACUUCCAUAUCGCAAGAUAGCUCUAUCUCAAUUAUUUUUCAGGUAAUGUCCGGAAUAGCUACUUUACUUGCAAUAGUAUUAGUUGUAUUUUUCAAACCGACUUGUAAACGUAUGGAAGCAGAAAAAAAUACUCGAGACAUUUCGCUAAAAGCAAAUGGAAAAGAGGUAUGUGAGAUUAGGCAACUAAAUGAUUUGAUCUCUACAAAAGACGAGAGUUUUGUACCAUUAGCUCGACAGCAGAGUAGCAGUUGA
Messenger RNA from Thelazia callipaeda (thelaziosis nematode), 1548 nucleotides. The record is from the annotation of a GenBank genome assembly. NCBI's taxonomy places the organism in Eukaryota, Metazoa, Nematoda, Chromadorea, Rhabditida, Thelaziidae.